CGAUCGUCACUCUUUCCGUCUCGACCAUCCCUCUGCACAGGGAAUGUUCAAUCAAUGCGAUUUUCCCAUAUCCUUACCGUUGCUGCCCUCACAAUCUUGUUUCUCGUAAAGAUGCCAUACAACUGUCACUCAUGUGGCAAGAUUCUCAACAAUAAUCGAUGUGCUAUCAACGGCCACAAGGCACAAUGCCCCAAGAGAGCUUCUAGAGCUCGAAUGCUUGCUGAUGGCGCCAUGGGACUCAAGAAAUCGAGUAGAGGAGGUGGAAAAUGAUUUGAGGGACUGGGAAAUCUGAGACCGCCUGUUCUACGGGAUGCUCCUACACCUGGCUCAUCGAAGAGCAAUUCUCAUUUCUCAAUGGUAGCAGAAGAUUAUAGACCUCCAACUCCUACCACCAAUCUAUCCGAUACUAUGAUGGACCUCAACGAUUUUCAAACUGGCGCAGAAUCGGACAUUAUUAUUGACAAUCCUAAACCAGAACCAGUCGUCGAAGGUCGAGGUCAUCGGAGAAAGCUCAUACGGAAGCAUCUGCAUGAUUAUCUCCCUUCCUCCAACCUAGAAACCACACGAAUGAGCCAAUAUGCUGAGAUCAAAUCUCCACCAUCUCGCCACUGGCAACCUCCAAAGGUAGAAGAGGAACAGCCUUCCGAAUCCGAUUCAGAACUCGAGCUGGACAACAAACCAGCAUUUACUACGACAGAUCCCAACAUAUUUGGACUUUUCCG
Molecule: messenger RNA, 722 nt
Organism: Desarmillaria tabescens
Lineage: Eukaryota; Fungi; Basidiomycota; Agaricomycetes; Agaricales; Physalacriaceae
Exons: 2
Coding region: 55-270 (71 amino acids)
Source: RefSeq, a predicted model, not a curated record